AUGGGUAAUUUCACUUCCAAAUCCUCUUCACCACCCGCGACUAUGAAGAGCGAUUUCCUCAAAGUACACGGCACCAAGAUCACCUUGCGAGGCGAGGAGGUGAUCUUGAAGGGUACAGCUAUAGGAGGAUGGAUGAACAUGGAGAAUUUCAUCACUGGUUAUACGGGACAUGAACAUCAAGUACGGGCUGCUCUGAAAGAUGUAUUGGGAGAAGAGAAGUAUGAGUAUUUCUUUGACAAGUUCCUCGAAUACUUCUUCGGCGAAGAAGACGCAAAAUUCUUCGCGUCUCUUGGACUGAACUGUAUUAGGGUACCCAUCAACUACCACCACUUCGAAGAUGAUAUGAAUCCCCGAGUAUUCAAGAAAGAAGGUCUUAAGCAUCUUGACAGGGUAAUCGAUGUUUGCGCAAAGUAUGGUAUAUACACCAUCAUUGAUCUUCAUUCGGCACCAGGAGGACAGAACUUCGAUUGGCACUCUGACAAUCCGACUCACAAAGCGGCAUUCUACGACCACAAAGAUUUCCAAGAUCGAACUAUCAUCAUCUGGGAGCAUCUCGCCAGGCACUACAAACAUAACACAUGGGUAGCGGGCUAUAACCCCCUCAACGAACCUACCGAUGAGAAACAUACUCGUUUGAUCGAUUUUUACGAAAGGGUCGAGAAAGCUAUUAGGAACAUUGAUGAGAAUCAUAUCCUAUUCUUGGACACUUUCGCAGCUGAUUUCAGUCAUUUCGGUAAACCUUUGCCCAACUCGGUAUACACUUGUCAUGAUUACUCCAACUAUGGCUUCCCAAGUGCGCCUGAACUCUACACAGGCACGAAAGAACAGAUCCAACUUCAUAAGGACGCUUACGAGCGGAAGACCGAGUAUAUGAGGAAACACAAGGGUCCGGUGUGGGUCGGUGAAUUUGGCCCGGUUUACCAAAAUGCCCAUGAUGGUUUCCCCAAUUGGGAGAAGAUCAAUGAUAGUAGAUUCGACGUAUUGAAUUUACAGCUUGAUAUAUAUGAUAAGGCCAGAGCGAGCUGGUCCAUCUGGGUAUACAAGGACGUCGGUUUCCAAGGGAUGGUUUAUGCCGGUGAAGAUACACCAUAUGUCAAGCUCAUAUGGGAAUUCCUGCAAAAACAAAAGCACCUCGCAGCUAACAAGUGGGGUGCCGAUGACUCUCAAGUCAAAGAUCUAUUCAAGCCUGUCGUAGAGUGGUUAUCCACCAAUGCACCCACUAUCAAAACUAGAUAUCCAUCUCGCGGAGGUGUCAACGAUUCAUGGAACGUUGCUGGUCAUCUAUCCAGAUUGGUCAGGAAUAUUCUGUUAAGUGAGGAAAUGGUCAAAGAGUAUGCAGAACUCUUUAGGGGGAAAAGUAAAGAGGAAUUAGAUGAGUUGGCAAAGAGUUUCAGUUUUGAUAAUUGUACACAACGGACUAGAUUGAAUGAGAUCCUCAAGAAAGAUUCCAAGAGGGGAGAGAAAGGUUUCAGUGAGAAAGUGUAA
This is a messenger RNA of Kwoniella botswanensis, 1485 nucleotides long. RefSeq lists its product as uncharacterized. Gene Ontology annotation, biological process: glucan catabolic process. The transcript has 16 exons. Gene Ontology annotation, cellular component: extracellular region; cell surface. Lineage: Eukaryota; Fungi; Basidiomycota; Tremellomycetes; Tremellales; Cryptococcaceae. Bases 1 to 1485 code for a protein of 494 amino acids. The record is from RefSeq and is a predicted model, not a curated record. Gene Ontology annotation, molecular function: beta-glucosidase activity.